UGAAAAGGCGCCACAUUGCUCGCGCCUCGUCGAAACGACCUCCGCCACUCCUCGGAUAAUCCAGCCAGCCUGCCAACCCUCUCUCUCUUUCCUCUUCGUCAUCGUUCGUCGUCGGUUCUUGUACCAAAGCAGCAGCAUAUCCCCAUAUUCUCGACAUGGGCAGUGGGGCGAGCAACUUCCAGCGCCGCGGCAGUGCUAAUGCCGGCAACAAAGCGCCAGCGAAAAUGACUGGCCGGGGGGUGCCUGCACCACUCGUGGCGGCCAACACGCAGUGGAAGAUGGUGCCGCAGACGAUUUCCCGGGACAAGUCUCUCAAGUCAUUGGACGAAGCCGAGCUCAACUCGAUGCUCAACGACCCUGUGGGCCAAAAGCAUAUUGGCAACUACGCCAAGAAGAUCCUGACGUCGGAAUCGUUUUACUGCUGGAUCGAAAUCCUAGAGUUUCGGGACGCCCCGUCCUCGGGAUACCAGCGAAGCGUGGCCAAACACAUUUACAAAAAGUACGUCCGCAAAGGCGCAUCCAUGGCCCUGGGGGGGCUCACCCGCGAAAUCGUCGCCGAGUUUGACCAAAAACUCGCGGUUAUCGACUCGGCGCCCAACGUGAUCAACCAAGACUUUUUCGCGUCGAUUCAAAAGCUGUGUUUUGACGACAUGUGCCGCAACACGUACCACCGGUUCAAGUCGUCCCCCGAGUUUGACUUGUACAAACUCGAGCUCAAAGACACGUACAACAAGGUCACGGUCGACGACUUUGACUACCUCGAGCUGCUCGGCAGUGGCGGAUUUGGACGGGUCGUGCACGCCCGGAAAAAAUCGACUGGCAAACACUACGCAAUGAAAAUCCAAUUGAAAAACGGGUUGUUGCACGAGCACCAAGACCAACUGGAUCAAAUCACGUCGGAGAAGGACAUUUUGCAGAUCUGCAACCACCCGUACAUAUUGGACAUGCACUACAGUUUCCAAACAUCCGCGCAUGCGAUCAUCGUGACGGAAUUGGUGCGCGGCGGCGACCUGAACGAGCUCAUGAAAACGUCCAAGAAGGGGUACCUCCCCGAAGGUCGGGUGCGGCUGUACGCUGCCGAAAUCGCCUUGGCACUCAACCAUUUGCACGAGUUGGGGCUGAUUUACCGCGACUUGAAGCCGUGCAACGUCUUGCUUGGCGAAGACGGACACCUUGUGCUGGCGGACAUGGGGCUAGCCACAGGCCUCGAAGAGAUCCGCGCCAAGAAGAAGGAAAAAGAAAAAGCGACUGAGCGUGCGCUACAAGUCCUCAACGAUGCCAAGCGACAGCAAGGAAAGGGCGACGACGACGAUGACUUGCCCGUGCCCGUGGUGGUGCCGACGCCGCACUCGGAAGCCGAAGCCCAAAAACGUCAGGAUGAAGAGAACGCCACCCCGUCGACCAACAGCCAGCUGCAAAACAUCCCCAAGUCGUUUGCCCGCCCGCCCGAUGCCAAGUACACGCGCCGCAAGACCACGGUCGGUACCAAGGGCUACAUGGCCCCGGAACUCAUCUCGGGGAAGCUGCUGCGACGGGAAGAACGCCCGGGGUACAACUACACGAUCGACUAUUGGUCGUUGGGGGUCACCGUGUACGAACUCGUGUGUGGGUAUCAGCCGUUCAAUUUGUACAAUGUCCUGGGGGAUGGCUUCCUCGCCGAGAUCGCGCAAGAAGUUGAAGUCGCCAAGUUGAGUCCACGGUCGCAGUAUCGCGCAGAACUGGAGCGCAUGGCGGCGGGCGUCGACUACCCUGAAUACGUAUCGGAAGAAGUCCGCGACUUUAUCAACAAGUUGCUCGAUGUCAACGCGAGCUCGCGCAUGGGGUGUACGACCCGUGGCUUUUUGGAUAUCAUGGAACACCCGUACUUUAAAGAUUUGGACUGGGAGCGCCUCAUGGUCAAGCACGUUCAGCCAGAGUUUACGCCCACGGUGAAACCCCUCACCGAUCGCAAAACAUAUUCCAACUUUUGGAACAUGAUGGCGCACUUCGACGCCCGUGACAAGCACUUUAUUCGGCACGACUGGUACCAAGACCCGCCACCGGAGAAACAAAAAGCGUUUGAACACUGGGACUACAUUUCCCCGCACACGCUCAAGGCCGAGCUCGGCAUUGCCACGGAAAUGGAUGAGUCGAAUCGGCCGUACAAGAUCCUCCAGUUGACAGGCGAGACGGCCGGGUAGGAGUAGCGAGCGCGAGAGGACGACGAUGACGUGGCAGGCGGGCACGUGUGCGUGCGAGGUCGUUGUCGCUUAAUAGACAGACUUUUUCUGCGUAUUUGUACAAACGAGGUUGUCGUGGACGUCCGAUGCAAUACUAGUAACAACCAUGUGCAACU
Molecule: messenger RNA, 2335 nt
Organism: Aphanomyces astaci
Lineage: Eukaryota; Oomycota; Saprolegniomycetes; Saprolegniales; Verrucalvaceae
Product: AGC protein kinase
Exons: 5
Coding region: 156-2180 (674 amino acids)
Biological process (GO): protein phosphorylation
Molecular function (GO): ATP binding; protein serine/threonine kinase activity
Source: RefSeq, a predicted model, not a curated record